Messenger RNA from Plenodomus lingam JN3, 372 nucleotides. RefSeq lists its product as uncharacterized. The record is from RefSeq and is a predicted model, not a curated record. Lineage: Eukaryota; Fungi; Ascomycota; Dothideomycetes; Pleosporales; Leptosphaeriaceae.
AUGGUAGGUCAGGCUCGCCAUCAGGCUGCGCAUGUGUUCGCAAAAAGUCCGGUCAGGGCUGGAAAGGGGGCCAACUCCGGUAUGAUGAGAGAUCUAAAGGAUGAUGCUGAGCCGGUAGCGAAGUCUGAGGUCUCCAUCAAGCAUCCAGCGGCCUGCUCCCGAGCAAACAUUUCGUUUGUCAUUCAGCUCGACAUCCUCCAACAGCAUCUGUCAACGACAGGUCAUGCCCUGGAGCGACUCCCACGUCCGGGCUCAGACAGGCAGUCGCAAUGCGUUGUCAUCUCCAACGAUAGAUCAGCAUGGCAAAACGAUGUGCGACAGCGGGCUUCCGGAUGUUCUUGGCCGUGGUGGUCCAUCAGUGAUGGCGUGUGA